UGGCUUGCCCUCUGUCGCGGUAACAACGCUUCUCCCUCCCCUCUUCUCUUCUCCCCCGGCUUUAUAAGCACUGCUGAUUCUGACUAGUUUUCUCCAGCGUUGGCAGGGCAUCACGUAAUCCUCCUGAAUCGAGAGGAGCUCGAGCGUCCAUGGAGAACCACAAGGAGCAGCAGGGCGCGGCGGCGGGCUGGAUGACGGUGCCGGCCUUCGGAGAGUGGGACGUCAAGAACGGCGCCGUGCCGGACUACUCCAUGGACUUCUCCAAGAUCCGCGAGAUGCGCAAGCAGAACAAGCGGGAGCUCUCCAGGGCCAGCCUCGGCGGCGACGAGGACCUCCUCCAGGCGCAGCAGGGCAAGGCGCAGGCCGCGGCGCUGCCCGCCAAGUCCUCCGCCGCCGUCGCCGCCGACGACGACCACCGCCGCCCGCUGCACGGCGACUCCCCCACGGGAAGAAAGAAGUUCCUGAGCUAUUUCCACUGCUGUAUCAGAGCUUAAAGAAUUGCGAACCCUGAUGCUGCUGGUGUCGCACAAAUAGCUUUUAGGUUUCCUGGGUACUGUAAAGUUUGCAUAAUGUGUAGUUCACCUCUGGUUCUGUAAUCUUGUUGCUCGUGUGGGUGAGAGAAAACAAGUAUUGCGAGGAAGGGCACAUCGGUUAGUUCAUGCUGUUUUUUGAAAUGCUUUGCAACUUUUAGUGCAAAAUGUGAUCUGAGGAUUGGAUCUGAAGGUGUAGGUUGGCGUUUGGUUGGAGGAAACUGUCAGCACCCGUGAUGAUAUAAAUUCGUUGCGUAUAUUAAAUGGUCUCCCUUUAA
Panicum virgatum (switchgrass) is the source of this 808-nucleotide messenger RNA. RefSeq lists its product as uncharacterized. The transcript has 3 exons. The record is from RefSeq and is a predicted model, not a curated record. NCBI's taxonomy places the organism in Eukaryota, Viridiplantae, Streptophyta, Magnoliopsida, Poales, Poaceae. Bases 150 to 494 code for a protein of 114 amino acids.